This is a messenger RNA of Daucus carota subsp. sativus, 4981 nucleotides long. RefSeq lists its product as uncharacterized. The coding region runs from base 3996 to 4724 and encodes 242 amino acids. NCBI's taxonomy places the organism in Eukaryota, Viridiplantae, Streptophyta, Magnoliopsida, Apiales, Apiaceae. The transcript is spliced from 30 exons. The record is from RefSeq and is a predicted model, not a curated record.
GGGUCGUGCCCGACUUGAAUAGAGUUCAAUUUCAAGUGAAUCCGGAUUAACCCAUGGAUAUACGGGUCCUCUCACAAAAAUAGUACGGCACAAUCAGGUUCCGGUUUGUUCCACAAUUUCAGCCGUGUGAUCAGCUUCCACUGAGAAUUCAAAUUGGGUAGUUAAUUAUGAUCUCCUGCACAGUCUCGACAAGGUCGUAUUGUUCGAGUAUCGUUGUAUGAUGGACAAGUAUGGUUUGAAGCGGCCUCCUCUAUCUCCACUGUCACCGUCGUCUAUACAACGAGGACAAAGGAGGCGUAUUCCUGCUAAUGAGUCUAGCGAUGGGUAUGGAAGCCGGGUUUGCAAAGAGAAUCAACACCCAAAUCUAACUGCACAAAAAAGUACUCCUGGAGGUACCCCGUUUACUCUGAGUAAUUCAAUAAAAUAAAAAUAGAAGCAAAUUGAUCAUCACUGGGAAUUAGCACUGAGAAUUGGCGAUAAAAAUUCACAGGCUAAUAGUGGAACCUCUUUCGGUACUACUCAGGAUUUUUGCACUCCUUCGCAAAGGAGGUUGCGUGAUGUUGAUUUAUCUGGUACUAUAUUUAGAUUUCCAGACAAACAGUCUCCCAUGACACGACAACUCUUUGAAAAUAAAAAUAGUAAUCAAAAUGUGGUUUUUCACCUGUAACCCAUCGAACACCCCUGGCCAGGCUUAUGGAGAUGCAGUCAAGUAAGCAAACCAGGACUGGCCAUUUUCAACUCCCCGCUUCUAACAUCUUGCCACGCUCAGUGCAUGAUCCAAAGGCAAGUGCACAACACCUCCGCAACCACGUUCAUCAGAGUAAGUACAAUUCAGACUGUACGAUUCAGUGAAGACACACGACUUGGAUAAUUGAUACAAAAUUUGUGGACCUCUUUGUACUUCAGGUAUUCGCAAUGAUGCUUCAAGGACAAUAAGCCUAAUUCAUAAUCACAGCAUUGACAGUACUUCAAAAGGGAAAGCGCAUAAUGGCGUUGAUUCGAGGUCUCAAAGUGGUAAGGAUGACGAUGUAACAGUGAUUGUUCCCGAGCCAGGACAGCUAGGUGUGAAAACUCCAGAAUGGUUUCAGAGUGACUCACAACGUGGAGUCAGGAAUCUGAUGGAGUCCUUCAACUCAGCAUGUACAACCGAAGCCGGAACAUCAGCCACACGAGGAGCUCCACCUAUGACUGGCAACAAUUCAUCACAAACAGAAGAAGGUUCCCCGCAUUUCUACAAAUUAAACAAUCAGAUAAAAUCAGAACUAUACCUGGAGUUGUUGGAGUAUUUUCUUUAUCUGCUUGGGUUGGAUAGUUCAGUAAACCUUUUUUGAAAAGAGUGGAUACAUUCGGCCCACGGUGCCUGGGAACCGAACAUGAUUUCCCUUUUUCUGAAAAGUGUAAAUUGAAACCUUAAUAUUAGAUCUGCAUUGCAAUGCAAGGUCCACCCCAAUUCACAUACCACAUGUGCAGAGAAUGUUAAAACAGGCUUUCAUCUCUUCGUACCUCAUCCAAGAAACUGUCAAAAGGAUCUCCUGAUUUUAUUGCCGAGAUUGUGCCAAAGAGAAAUCAUUCUGUGCCGGGUAGCGUGUUAAUUGAUCUUCCCCCUCAAAGCAGUAUUAGGAGUUUCCAUAUUUCUAUUGGAUAAUCACAUGAUUGUUGCAAUGGUAGCUUUCCUCGGGUUGCCACCUCUAUUCUCGGUCAAUCGACAAGAUAUGCAUCCGUUCCCGGUUGUAUUGUGAUCUUCCAAUUAGAUGGUAAGCAAACCAGGACUGGCCAUUUUCAACUCCCCGCUUCUAACAUCUUGCCACGCUCAGUGCAUGAUCCAAAGGCAAGUGCACAACACCUCCACAACCACGUUCAUCAGAGUAUUCGCAAUGAUGCUUCAAGGACAAUAAGCCUAAUUCAUAAUCACAGCAUUGACAGUACUUCAAAAGGGAAAGCGCAUAAUGGCGUUGAUUCGAGGUCUCAAAGUGGUAAGGAUGACGAUGUAACAGUGAUUGUUCCCGAGCCAGGACAGCUAGGUGUGAAAACUCCAGAAUGGUUUCAGAGUGACUCACAACGUGGAGUCAGGAAUCUGAUGGAGUCCUUCAACUCAGCAUGUACAACCGAAGCCGGAACAUCAGCCACACGAGGAGCUCCACCUAUGACUGGCAACAAUUCAUCACAAACAGAAGAAGGUUCCCCGCAUUUCUACAAAUUAAACAAUCAGAUAAAAUCAGAACUAUACCUGGAGUUGUUGGAGUAUUUUCUUUAUCUGCUUGGGUUGGAUAGUUCAGUAAACCUUUUUUGAAAAGAGUGGAUACAUUCGGCCCACGGUGCCUGGGAACCGAACAUGAUUUCCCUUUUUCUGAAAAGUGUAAAUUGAAACCUUAAUAUUAGAUCUGCAUUGCAAUGCAAGGUCCACCCCAAUUCACAUACCACAUGUGCAGAGAAUGUUAAAACAGGCUUUCAUCUCUUCGUACCUCAUCCAAGAAACUGUCAAAAGGAUCUCCUGAUUUUAUUGCCGAGAUUGUGCCAAAGAGAAAUCAUUCUGUGCCGGGUAGCGUGUUAAUUGAUCUUCCCCCUCAAAGCAGUAUUAGGAGUUUCCAUAUUUCUAUUGGAUAAUCACAUGAUUGUUGCAAUGGUAGCUUUCCUCGGGUUGCCACCUCUAUUCUCGGUCAAUCGACAAGAUAUGCAUCCGUUCCCGGUUGUAUUGUGAUCUUCCAAUUAGAUGGUAAGCAAACCAGGACUGGCCAUUUUCAACUCCCCGCUUCUAACAUCUUGCCACGCUCAGUGCAUGAUCCAAAGGCAAGUGCACAACACCUCCACAACCACGUUCAUCAGAGUAUUCGCAAUGAUGCUUCAAGGACAAUAAGCCUAAUUCAUAAUCACAGCAUUGACAGUACUUCAAAAGGGAAAGCGCAUAAUGGCGUUGAUUCGAGGUCUCAAAGUGGUAAGGAUGACGAUGUAACAGUGAUUGUUCCCGAGCCAGGACAGCUAGGUGUGAAAACUCCAGAAUGGUUUCAGAGUGACUCACAACGUGGAGUCAGGAAUCUGAUGGAGUCCUUCAACUCAGCAUGUACAACCGAAGCCGGAACAUCAGCCACACGAGGAGCUCCACCUAUGACUGGCAACAAUUCAUCACAAACAGAAGAAGGUUCCCCGCAUUUCUACAAAUUAAACAAUCAGAUAAAAUCAGAACUAUACCUGGAGUUGUUGGAGUAUUUUCUUUAUCUGCUUGGGUUGGAUAGUUCAGUAAACCUUUUUUGAAAAGAGUGGAUACAUUCGGCCCACGGUGCCUGGGAACCGAACAUGAUUUCCCUUUUUCUGAAAAGUGUAAAUUGAAACCUUAAUAUUAGAUCUGCAUUGCAAUGCAAGGUCCACCCCAAUUCACAUACCACAUGUGCAGAGAAUGUUAAAACAGGCUUUCAUCUCUUCGUACCUCAUCCAAGAAACUGUCAAAAGGAUCUCCUGAUUUUAUUGCCGAGAUUGUGCCAAAGAGAAAUCAUUCUGUGCCGGGUAGCGUGUUAAUUGAUCUUCCCCCUCAAAGCAGUAUUAGGAGUUUCCAUAUUUCUAUUGGAUAAUCACAUGAUUGUUGCAAUGGUAGCUUUCCUCGGGUUGCCACCUCUAUUCUCGGUCAAUCGACAAGAUAUGCAUCCGUUCCCGGUUGUAUUGUGAUCUUCCAAUUAGAUGGUAAGCAAACCAGGACUGGCCAUUUUCAACUCCCCGCUUCUAACAUCUUGCCACGCUCAGUGCAUGAUCCAAAGGCAAGUGCACAACACCUCCACAACCACGUUCAUCAGAGUAUUCGCAAUGAUGCUUCAAGGACAAUAAGCCUAAUUCAUAAUCACAGCAUUGACAGUACUUCAAAAGGGAAAGCGCAUAAUGGCGUUGAUUCGAGGUCUCAAAGUGGUAAGGAUGACGAUGUAACAGUGAUUGUUCCCGAGCCAGGACAGCUAGGUGUGAAAACUCCAGAAUGGUUUCAGAGUGACUCACAACGUGGAGUCAGGAAUCUGAUGGAGUCCUUCAACUCAGCAUGUACAACCGAAGCCGGAACAUCAGCCACACGAGGAGCUCCACCUAUGACUGGCAACAAUUCAUCACAAACAGAAGAAGGCGGAACAUCAGCAAGAUUGGAUGAGAACUUCGAUGGAGCCGAAGGUGAUGAAGCGGUCCAGGAUGAAGGCCCAGGGCCUACCACCUUCCCUGUGUACUUGAAGCUUCAAGUAAAUACACUUCAAGAUCUUAAAUUGUUGUUUGAUUGUAGAGGACACUAUGUGCGCGAUGACCUGAGUGAUACUAAAGAAGCUAAACCAGAUCUGUGGGAUGGGUAUAUGAAUCUUGGACCACCACCCAGUGUCUGUCGCAAGUGCAAUUCUAUCAUGUGGAACGAGGAGCGUAAUAACAAAAGCCGGCGCAAUAGUGAGCCUAUAUUUUCGCUGUGCUGUAGAGAUGGUCAGAAUCAAACAAGUACCGAGUUUCCUGAAGAAAUUAGAGCUAUAACAGGCAAAGAGCUCAGGCUUAAGUUGCUUAUCAGUGAAGAUAAUGUUAAGGUGAAUAGCAGACUGUUUUUUGCUGUGGACGCCGUUGAUGCAGAUGCUCCUGUCUCUGCUAUUUGCUCGGUGUCGGGUACAUCGAGUACAACGUCCUCUAUUACCAAUAGUUCUGCCGUGAAACAUUUAGAAGAGACUGAGACACCAUCAACCUCAAUAUCUUCUACCAAGAGGGUGAAAGUGGAACUGUGAGUUCCACUGCUGCUAAUAAAAGGUGGAUCCAUUUGCUGCGUCCCACGCUUUGCAUGAGAAGCUCUCCCUUGGAUCCUCCCAUUUCGUUGCUGCUAUCCAGUUUCUAUUAUUAUUCUCUGCUCAAUGGAUAUUGUUAAACUUAGUUGUGUUUGUCUAAGGAUUUCUAUUUUUAAUUGGUGUUUCUCUAAGGAUUUCUAUUACUUAUUGGUGUUUGCCUAAGGAUUUCUAUUAUUAUUAAUAAGUUCCAUUUGCAAUAA